UUCUCCAAACUUCGUGACCUUUAGAAGCCGCGCGCAGGAUCGUUCUUGGCUAGUUCCCAGGCUCAGUUUACAAGUGAGUUCUUUCCUUGACCAGGAAACCUCUAUACGCACGUUGUUGACUUACUCGUCUCCAUAGCUCUAGUAAAUUGUGCAGAAUUUGUCCAUUUACAGCCUAGACAGGCCAGUUCUAGAGGUGGAAAUUACAUAAUGGCGAAGCGAAAGAUGAUUAUUGACUGUGAUGCCGGCAUCGAUGACGCCCAAGCUAUCCUGAUUGCUUUAUCUGCUCCCGAUGUUGAGGUGGUUGCGAUCACAUGUGUCGCUGGCAAUGCAACUAUUGAAAAUGUAUGUGUGAAUGUGCUUAAAGUUCUGGAGUUGUGCGAUCGAAGAGAUAUUCCCGUCUUUAAAGGAGCCACUGGUUCAUUGCUAGAGGAUCGUGGGGAUCUUCCUACCCAUUUUCAUGGCAAGGAUGGCAUGGGAGAUGUUAGAGACAUUCCUAACCCAGACAUGUCAUUACUAAAGACUGAACAUGCUGUAAAUGCCCUGAUCAGAAUUGUCAAUGAGCAUCCUGGAGAGAUCACCUUGGUUCCUCUGGGACCAUUAACUAAUAUUGCUCUCGCAUGUCAACUUGAUCCAGGCAUUUCUUCCAAGCUAAAAGAUGUGGUGAUCAUGGGAGGGAACUUUGAAGCCAAAGGAAACUCGCAUGUGAGUGCUGAAUUCAAUUUUCAUUUUGAUGUAGAAGCUGCUUACAUAGUGUUGAAUAAGCUCACCUGUCCAAUCUCCUUGGUGACAUGGGAAUUUUGCCUAAACCAUGCAUUACCUUGGGAAUUUUAUGACUCAUAUAUUGGACAAGAGACAAAAAAAUCUGUUUUCAUGAAAAAGAUUACUAAUACUUCAGCCUCAUUCUACAAGAAAAAUAAGACAGGGUUUGGACAAGGUUACACAAGCUGUGAUCCUCUGGCCAUGUCAGUAGCUGUCAAGCCAGAGAUUGUAACUGAGGCAACAAGUGUGUAUGCCACAACGGAGCUACAUGGACACUUGACUCGUGGUCAAAUGGUUGUGGAUUGGAGAGCUCAUCUUGGAAAAGAUCAUAAUAUUAAGUUAAUUCAAGAAGUUGAUUUGGAAGCCUUUAAAGUCUUGAUGAUGGACUCCUUGAAAUAAUUACACAUAAAAAAAGAGUAGUAAGAAACAAAGACAUUUUUGUAAUAAAAUAUUUGCCUAUUGUUCAUUGUGGUGUAAGAAUGGAGAUGAACUAUGUUCAUUUGUCUCACAAUAGAGUCACUUUUGAUGUAGAUUGUGACAUUUCGACUGCAACACUGCUAGUCUUCAUCAGGUGAUGAGAUAGAUUGUUUACAUGUCACUAUUUGUAGCAUGUUGGUAUGCUGCUAUUGGUGCAUUUCGAUUCUCACUAGUAUUCCAGUUAUUAGAUGGUGUUCCCUCAUAGAACCUCAUAACGUUCUCUAUACUUAUAAUUUGCUCCAAAAUUCUACUUUCAAAAUUUACUAUGAGGGAACACCUCCUAACAACUGUAAUAAUAAUGAGGAUCGAAAUGCACCAAUAACAGCAUACAAAUGUGCCACAAAUAGCAAUGCU
Molecule: messenger RNA, 1590 nt
Organism: Pocillopora damicornis (cauliflower coral)
Lineage: Eukaryota; Metazoa; Cnidaria; Anthozoa; Scleractinia; Pocilloporidae
Product: nucleoside hydrolase
Molecular function (GO): hydrolase activity, hydrolyzing N-glycosyl compounds
Source: RefSeq, a predicted model, not a curated record